Mycotypha africana is the source of this 3630-nucleotide messenger RNA. RefSeq lists its product as uncharacterized. Lineage: Eukaryota; Fungi; Mucoromycota; Mucoromycetes; Mucorales; Mycotyphaceae. The transcript has 7 exons. The record is from RefSeq and is a predicted model, not a curated record. Gene Ontology annotation, molecular function: RNA binding; 3'-5'-RNA exonuclease activity. Gene Ontology annotation, biological process: mRNA catabolic process. Gene Ontology annotation, cellular component: exosome (RNase complex); P-body. Bases 1 to 3630 code for a protein of 1209 amino acids.
AUGAAUCAUGACACUCUAAAUCAGCAAACAGCACCAGAAAGUACCCGCGGUCUAUUCGAUGCACCAGCGGUUUCGUUGCCUUCAAGUAAUGUGUACGAUAAGCGCCGUACUAUUCAUGGUCUUAGUUCAAGCCAACUCGAAAGCUACCAAUACCAAAACAACCGAUACCGUCAACCUAUAUCCUUGAUGCCAACACCUCGUCAUCAAAGAUCUCGCUCUAAUAUAAACCCAGAGAUUAUUGUAUCUUCAUCGAGAUCGACCAAUUCAUUAUCUUACAACAACAACAACAACAACAACACCCAUUUAGAUGGUAAUAACUCAUUGAAUACCGCUAACAAUAACAGCAAUGCCGUUAGAAACCGUAGAAGCUUUAUGGGUUUACAUACAUUGAAAGAGGAAAUGACCGUGGAUUCGCUACAGAACAUGAUUAACACUUUGAAAACCCUACCACCCAUUAUCUCGCCCUCCUCCUCAUCACCUACUCCUCCGCCGACUUCUGCUACUGCCAAUUCAGAUGGCAGUAAUUUGGAAAGACGCCCUAGUGAUGAGAACACCUAUAUCUCCAGAGAAGCUGCAUUGGCAGAAGCAGAAGCUAAAUUAAUGGGCACCUUUAACCGAAGAGAAGACCCAAUGAAAAAGCGUGCUUCACUACAGCAACUGCCAGUUUUGAAUGAAUAUGGCGAUUCGUUCAUGGCAAAUUACAACAGCAGCAAUAUUAACAAUCAUUCUAAACGAGGCUCAAUGAAUAGUAAAUCAUUGAGUUUGUCAUUAGGUGGUAGUAACAGUACGGAUAGAAGAAGUUCGCUCAAUCGGCGCUCGUCUCGUAAUUUUGAUGACUGGAGAAACAGUUCUGCUUCCUUUAACAGUACCGGAAACAUAGAUAGAUCAUCAUUCUCCUUUGUACCCUUCACACCUACUCGUGUCAAUUUUUCUAGGGACGAUGCCAACCCACAUCAACGUCGACCCUUAUUCAUUGCUCAUUUACCCUUCUCAGCUUUAACUCCUUUGUUCAGGGGCAGACAGUUGGUACGUGGUAUUUUAAGAGUCAACAAACGAAACCGUAGUGAUGCCUAUGUCACUUGUGAUGAAUUGGACGGUGAGGAUAUCUAUAUUUGCGGUUCGCGUGACCGUAACCGUGCAUUAGAGGGCGACGUUGUAGCUGUUCGAUUGGUCAACGUAGAAAAGGUGAUUCGCGAAAAGCAAGAGAAAGAAGAAGCCAAGUUGGCAAGAAACAAUGGGCAACCCAAAGCGCGUUUACCUGAUGAAGAAGACGAGAAUGAGAUCAUUUUUGGAGGCGAUGAGGAAGUAGAUGUCGUUAAACCUAAAUAUGCAGGUGUUGUCGUAGCUAUCCUUGAACGUGCACAAAACCAGGUCUUUUCUGGCACACUCACAUUAUCUCGACCCAACAACAAACGUGCUGCUCUUCAGCAGCAAAAUCAGCAAGAAAAUGGAAAUGGAUACAAUAACAGCAGUAACACUAAAAAGGAGGCGCCUCGUAUUGUUUGGUUCAAAGCCACUGAUAAGCGUGUCCCCUUGAUCGCCAUUCCAAUCGAACAAAUACCUGAGGAUUUCGUCGAAAACAAUGAGGCUUACAACAAUCGGUUAUUUGUUGGUUCCAUUAAGCGGUGGCCAAUUACUUCUUUGCAUCCCUUUGGCACAUUAGAAAGGGAGCUUGGCCCUAUCACAGAUCUGGAAGUCCAAAUCAAAGCCAUUUUAGCAGAUAAUAACAUAUCUGAUGCACCUUUCAGUGAUGCCGUAAUGGAAUGCGUACCUCCUCGUCCUUUUGAAUAUAUACCACCUGAAGAUGGUAGUCGUCGCAAUUUGACCGUGGAGAAUCCUCAGCAUCGCAUGAUUACCAUCGAUCCGGUCGGCAGCACUAUCUUUGAGGAUGGUUUAUCCAUUGUCCGUUUAGGGGAUGAUACGUUCGAAGCUGGUUUACACGUAGUAGAUAUUGCUCAUUUCAUUACGCCUCAUUCAUUUUUGGAUAAGGAAGCUCGGGCAAGAGCUGUCCAUGUACAUCUUGACCAAAAAAGUGUUCCAAUGGUGCCAAAAGAAUUAGUUGAUUUGGCCAAUUUCUCGUUAAAUGAUCUAAAACCUGCCGUAUCUGUUAUAUGGAAAUUGAGUUCAAAGGGUAUUAUUUUGGAUACAUGGGUUGGUAAAACGGUAGUAAGAUCCAGCGCUCAAUUGACUUACGAGGAUGCGCAAAAUAUCGUCGAUGGCAAAGAUGAUGAUAGAUAUAGCAAAGAAAUUAGUGAGGAUGUUCGCAUGCUAUAUAAUAUGGCCUUAAAUCUUCAUCAACUACGUUAUACCAGAGAUGCAAUGUCCUUAGCACGAAAGACAUUAUGCUUUGACAAUGUUAAUCAACCUACUUCGGUAUAUUUGACAGAAGCCAAAUCCACCAUCGUCAAGAUAGUAAAAGAGUUCUCAUUCAUGGCCAAUCGAUGCAUUGCUCAGAAAAUAUCCAGUCAAUACCCCGAUCAAGCUCUUUUGCGUUGUCAGGACCCACCCAAUAGCAGAAAAAUUCACGAUUUGAGAGAUUAUGCAUUACGAUAUCUUGGCAUUCCACUCAAAAUACAAAGUGCCGCAGCACUGCAACAGUCUGUCCAAAAUAUCAAAGAUGAAGAACUACGUCAAUUGAUAUCAGUAUUGGUAUUGAAGACAAUGCAGCCGCCCAAAUACUUUUGUACAGGUGCCUUUGAUAUCUUGAAGUAUGCUCAUUUCGCUUCAGGUGUUCCGCUUUUCACCCAUUUUACUGCCCCUCUUCGAAGAUACGCAGAUAUUAUUGUUCAUCGACAGCUUGAAGCAACUAUUUCUGGAGAUAAGCAUUUUUAUUUGGAUCGUGACACGGUACAAAAACUCGCUCAACAUUGUAAUGUCAAAAAGGCAGCCGGUUUCGCAGCACGCGAGCAAAGCAAGCUAUUAUCAUUAGCUUUGUACCUUGUCUACAAACAGACAAAACAGCAUAUGCCUAAUGACCCAACUGAAAUUACGACCGUUUAUAGUGAAGCUCGUGUCAUUGCUGUCAUGGAUGACUAUUUUGAUGUUUCGCUACCUGAAUUCGGUCUAGAAAGACGUAUUCACUUGGCCAAUCUGCCUUUGUGGCGACAUCAAUUUGAUCCCCAAGAACGUGCUCUUACGAUGUAUUGGAAGCAGGGGCUUCUCCCUUCCACUGGUCAACCACAGCAAUGGAGUCUUUCAGAUGACGAGUACGAAGAGGAAGAGCUUUUAACAACGACUGAUAACACAACGUCAACAGCAUACCCCGAAAAAUCCCGAUCGAAUUCCUCUACAGCUGAGCGUACAAUUAGUACGGCUAGCAGUUCUUCUACUAGCCUCAGUACAACAGAUGAUAAUAGGUCGAGUUUGGAAAACAAUAAAGAAUUUCAAGCAAUCGCUCUCGCUGCUGCUAAAGCAGGUAUUGUUUCGUCUGAAGCUUCAGCAAAUGGAAGAAAAUCAGCUACCAAGCGUGCUUCCAUCAUUAGUUCUAGACUAUCCACUAGCACAGGCUACAGUACAGAACAAUGUUCUCAAACAAUCAAGGCAUUGGACAAAAUUCGAGUCAUGCUUACAGUUGAAAUGAUCAAAACACCACCGCUUAUCAGAGUGUUUGCAGCAAACCCUUACGCUUAA